AUGGGGGGUGCAAGUGCUUACAAUUUCAUGGUCGCUGCCGCAGUGACGGUCGGCUCGUUCACAUAUGGGUUCAACAACUCUGUCAUAGCACCCGUCUAUGGAAUCCCGGCUUUCCUCAACUACUUUGGUCUUUCCGCUGACACCGAUGAUCAACGGACAGCGAGCAUCAUAGGAGCUGCCAAUGGCCUUUUCUUCGGCGGCGGAAUGCUGGGCUGCUUCACAGUUGCAUGGAAAGGCGAUUUCUACGGCCGUGUCCGUAACUUACAAAUCGCCGCUGCAACAUGUCUGAUUGCCGCCAUCAUUCAAGGUGCUUCAGUUCAUAUUGCCAUGUUCAUCGUCGGAAGAUUCAUCAGUGGCUAUGGUUCGGGCGCCAUAGUCUCUUUGAUUCCCACUUACUUAUCUGAGAUUGCACCGCCUCACAUGCGAGGCCGUAUGGUUGGCCUCGCGGCCGUGGGACAGGUCACUGGCUAUUCCGUCGCAGGCUGGGCCGGCUACGGAUGCUAUUUCGGAAAUGCCAGUACAUCCUGGCGUUUGCUGGUUUGCCUUCAAGUCAUUUCACCUGCCUUCAUUCUUGCCGUGUCGCCCUGGCUGCCCGAGUCUCCCAGGUGGCUGAUGCUGCGUGGUCUCCAUGCAGAGGCCUUCGCCAGCCUCAAGAAACUGCACCACACAGCCCACGACACCGACGACAUUUUGGCCCGAGAGGAGUAUCUGCAGAUCAAAAAGCAGGUCAACCUUGACAUCUUGAAGCCGCGCACCCUCUGGGCCAUUUUGAAGAUUCCAUCCUAUAGAAGACGCCUGUUCACCGCAAUGUUUCUCGAGUUCUUGUACCAAAGCACCGGUGUGUUGGUUGUCAACAACUAUCAGGUUCUGCUCUACAGUAACCUGGGUCUGAAUGGUUCCGUUACACUCCUGCUCUAUGCCGUCUACUGCUCCUGGGCGGGCGUGGUGAACUUUGCAUCUACCUACUUUAUCGACAGAUUUGGCCGUGUGAAGAUGAUGAUCUGGGGAACAAUUGGCUCCAUUGCCAACAUUAUCCUGCUGAUGUCGAUGAUCGCAAAGUACGGCGGCACCACCAACAAGAUCGCCAACGGCUUCGGCGUCUUCUUCUUGUUCUUCUACGUCACAUGGUACGGUUUCGGCAUCGACCCUACAAUCUACGUCUAUAUGUCUGAGCUCUUCCCGACCCACGUCCGCUCCCAAGGCGUCGCCAUGGGCCUGGCCAGCUUUCUGGGCUCGGCUCUGGUGUACAACGAAGUGGCGGGGACAGCGUUCGCCACUAUCGGCUGGAAGUACUACCUUGUCUUCAUCGCCGUGACGCUCGCCGGUCUCCCGUUCCUGUUGUUCUGCUGCCCAGAGACCAAGGGCCUGACGCUCGAGGAGGUGGGCCAGCUGUUUGGCGACGAGGUCGGUCUGGAUCUCACGCACAUGACGCCCGAGCAGAGGCAAGAGCUCGACCGAAAGCUUCUGGCCGAGGAUCCAAUCUUGAACGCUGGACGUUCGUCACCACCGGAGACGGACGUCGAGACCAAGAGCGCCAUACCUGGUCGAACUGUACACCUCGAGGUGGCAGAUGUAUAG
Messenger RNA from Fonsecaea monophora, 1578 nucleotides. RefSeq lists its product as hypothetical. The record is from RefSeq and is a predicted model, not a curated record. The transcript is spliced from 9 exons. Gene Ontology annotation, molecular function: carbohydrate:proton symporter activity. Gene Ontology annotation, cellular component: membrane. Lineage: Eukaryota; Fungi; Ascomycota; Eurotiomycetes; Chaetothyriales; Herpotrichiellaceae. Gene Ontology annotation, biological process: transmembrane transport; carbohydrate transport. Bases 1 to 1578 code for a protein of 525 amino acids.